UAUAGUUUGACGUCGGACAGUUAAGUCUGUCGGGCAACAGCGGAAGGGCGAAGUUGUUGAGGCUCAAUAAUGAUAUUGUUAUAUGUGGUUGUUUAUGUAAUUUAAUUAAGGAAUAUGUGGGUUGCCAGGCGAUUCCUCUCGUCAGUCGCUCAAAGAAGUCGUUAUGCAGGACGGUCCAGUUUGUUCUGUCGCCCUCAGCACGCCUCCCUUCCUGAGCUGGAGCUGCGGUACCUCCAGUGCACGUGCUGCUGGCGUAGCAGGGUCCCCGUGGCAGGCUUUGAGACCCUGGAAACCACUUUCUCCUCCUCCAGCUCAGAUCCCUGCAAAGAAGACAGCAGACCUCUGGAUGCGUGCUACACCUCCGAGCAACGAGAAACCAUCCUCCACCUGCUUAACAACGCCUCGCUGGCAGAGCUGGCCGUCGUCAAGCUGCUUAGAGGCCGCAAGUCGCUCAACAUUGUGGAGUACAGAACUCAAAACGGACCCUUUAAAACUCUGGAGAGUGUGGUGAAUGUACCUUUGCUGAAGCACAAAAGCGCAGUCACUGUGUUCAACUCCAUCCUCAGCCCGGUGAAGAAGGAGAAGAAAGUCAGGAUUCAGCUGGCCAAGUUUAUCAGGCCAGAGGUUGACAGGUCCUGGUUGGAGGAUGCCAAUGCAGUUGUGUCUAUAGUAUGUGGCACUAAUAAAAUUGCCUGGGCUCAUGUUGACCGAGGAAUGACUGUACUGGACUGGCAGCAGCUUGGGUGUCCAAAUUUCUUAAGGGGGACAUACAUGGCCUCUGCUUACUUGAAUGACGUUUCUUCAGUUGUGACACUCCUCCCAUCAGCAGACUUCUACAUAAUAGAGAAAUCCUCCCUCUCAGUCCAGAAUACUGCACUGUUCCCCAUCAUGGCCCACAUGAGGACUGUCGAGGCCAUGUUGUUUACUCUGCUGGAGCCCAGAAACACACCACAAGACUCCAACAUUCCUCCCAGAGUUUUGAACAUGAUGCGUACCGCUGUCGGGCGUCACUUUGGACUCAUGGUGGGCGAGUCGAGGACCAGCGGGGCACAGAUGGUGAGUCAGCUGAUGACUGAGUCAGUGACACAGAAGCUUCCCAGGAUAAACAUCCCCUCUGAGCUGCUGAUGAAGUACAGGAAUGCCUUCCAGUUGGGCAGCAGGAGGGGAGGGGAGGAACUCUGUGACGCCCUACUGCAGGCUGUGGCUUUCUACGAGCUGCUCAGUCAAUCAUCCAGCUAGCCCCCCACAUCGACCGAUCUGCACCUCGACAAACCUCUUGAAUGGAACUCUGAGCCCAUUUGGAUUUUUACCCCCUUGAACAGAUUUGGUGGUGGUGGUGGUUCAUUGAAUUUGUACUGUUACAAAACAACCUCAUACCUGUUUUAAUUUGGGAUGCUGUGUACGGGUCUUUAUGUCUGCUGUAACAAAUAUUCACUACAGGCAGUUGUAUAAAGCAGUAACUUGUGUUUGUGAUAAAAAGAACCCUCUUGGCCCUUUUUAAAGGAUCCUGAAAAAUGCAAAUACUUAAAUUAAAAAGUGCAAAAAAAUA
Molecule: messenger RNA, 1549 nt
Organism: Notolabrus celidotus (New Zealand spotty)
Lineage: Eukaryota; Metazoa; Chordata; Actinopteri; Labriformes; Labridae
Gene: tefm
Product: transcription elongation factor, mitochondrial
Exons: 5
Coding region: 115-1239 (374 amino acids)
Biological process (GO): mitochondrial transcription; transcription elongation by mitochondrial RNA polymerase
Cellular component (GO): mitochondrial nucleoid
Molecular function (GO): DNA polymerase processivity factor activity; nucleic acid binding
Source: RefSeq, a predicted model, not a curated record